Molecule: messenger RNA, 4297 nt
Organism: Andrographis paniculata
Lineage: Eukaryota; Viridiplantae; Streptophyta; Magnoliopsida; Lamiales; Acanthaceae
Exons: 9
Coding region: 969-3797 (942 amino acids)
Source: RefSeq, a predicted model, not a curated record
GUUCUGGAAAGCCGACAAGCAGAAGGGGCGAAUAAUCAUGAGAUCGAUGGCCUUGUCCGAAAAAAGGCCGCGGCAAAUUCUGGAAUCAUUGUUGAUUUUUCCAGUGGGGGCCAAAAGGUUGAAAUUCCUUGCCAAGGCUCUCUUUUGCUAUUUGAUGUUGGCCCACGCCCCUUCAUGUGUUUGUUUGCCUUUAGUUCUUUCUAUAGGAAAGGACAGGACAGGCAGCAAGCAUCUCGGCUUAGGACAGUGUUGAUUGAUGAUGAGGGCACUGAUUUCUGGGCUGAUUUUUUAAACUCCCUCUGGAGACAGAUUUCCCAACGUCGCCGAGCAUUUAUUGCGUGGCAUUUCGGAUUUUCGCCACGUGUCAGUGGGCCGGGCGCCGAUGGCGUUAAACACUGUUUUACCUCGUGAUUCCGGGAGGGCACUUUAAGGGGUAAGCUAGAGUGAAUCUGAGCUGUUUAUAUUAUGUCGGCCCGGUUAGUGGACGGUGUAGAUUUGUCUGGAAUUGAGGUCCAUGGACCUUCCAAGAUUGUUACAGUAUUCAGCCAUCAGUGUAGCUAAAUUCUAUAUUUCAAACUGGCAAUUCAAAAUCACGCACUCUGCCGUCAUUAAUGGCCGCCUGCCUCCUUUCACUUGUUCUCCGUGCUUUCUCUCUCUAAAGGGGGAUCUGGUUAUGGAGUUUUUCCGGUUUUUGAAAUGCUGGUUAGCUGAAGAUAAGCUGGAGUAACAAUGGCGACGGUUUUCGAGGCGAUGCUGUGCUUUUCUCCGAUAAUUUCGAUCUGAAUUUCUUCACCGCUUGUUUUGUUUCUCGGAAUCUUCGUCUUCUUUUUGAAAAAGAAUUUUCCUUUAAAAAAAAAAAAAAAAAAAAUCGUUCUCCCUCUCUCUCUCUCUCCCUCUCUUUUGCUUCUAUCUCGGGGUGCUACCGGUUGCUGUUUCUGCCUGCGUCAUUUAAAUUGUCCAAAAGGAAAAUGGAGAGAGCUCGGCACAGAAAAUCGAAAAGUGCUUCUGGCAUUGAAGGAAUUGUACAGGCCCAGAAACACAAAGAUGCGGCGAGACUGUCUUCUGAUUCUCGAUCUUAUGUUGAAGGAAGAAAUAGGAAUGAUAUGUUCAUGCCUGAAUAUGGACAGAGCUCCUCUGCAUGGGCAACUGGUAUACCAAUGAAGAAACUACUGGCAGAAGAAAUGUCGAAAGAAGUUGGAUCCAAGAAACAAUCUCCAAGUGUUAUUGCCAAGUUAAUGGGCCUCGAAGGGAUGCCAUCCCCUCGGCAUUCCCACAGACAACAGCGAAGAUCUUCAGAAAGUUCAAUCAACUCACAAAAGAACAGCCACCUCUACGAUGGUCAGUUUAACAAGAGAAGGUCAAAUGAUCAUCAAGAGUUCAAGGAUGUCUACGAGGACUUGGAAGCAUCUCAUGUUGGGAAUCGACGAUGCUCCUCAAGAUGGAAUGCAAGCUCAAUUCUUACAAAACCUGAGAUGGCACUCAUUAAGCAGAAAUUUAAUGAUGCAAAACGUCUUUCAACUGAUGAAAAGCUGCAGUAUUCGAAAGAACUGGAUGAUACCUUAGAGAUGCUAGACUCCAACAAGGAUUUGCUAUUAGAAUAUCUACACGAACCGGAUUCCUUGUUUGUGAAGCAUUUGCAUGAUAUAAAGAAUGAGUCUAAGAGUUCUACGGGCAGUCAUAUUGCAGUGUUAAAGCCAUCAAAUCCCGGAAUGUUUGAAAGCAAAGCAAAAAUGUGGAGAUCAGAGAGAAAUACUUCAAACAAACACCAUCCCACUUCUCACCUGAAACGUGAAGAUGGCCUUCUGCUCGAACCACACAGUCGCCACAGAGCCCGUAUUUCUCAUCAUUCUUCAAGAAUUCAACUAGAGGAGAAGAAUGAGGAUCAUAUUCUUCCCACCAAGAUCGUCGUUCUGAAGCCAAAUCUUGGGAAGAUGCAAAACGAUGGUGUGUCGGGUUUCUUGUUCAAUCUCUCAAAUGGUUAUCACCCGAGCUUCAAGAAAGUGAAGGAAUUUCAAAAGGUUGGAGGUUCCGACACAGUUGCAUGCACAAGGAAAGACUUAUUUCAUGAUGAGGGGUUCUCAAAGCCCAUUUCCAAAGAAGCGAGAGAAAUAGCGAGGGAAAUUACGAUGAGGAUGCGAAACGGCUAUCAUGACACUGAAAUGGUCGACGCAAAGUCAAUGAAGUUCAAAGGGUACGCGGGAGAUGAGAGUUCCUUUGAUGCUAAUGAAAGUGAUUCGGAAAGUGACUCAGAGGAGUUCAAAUUAUCUUCCGGAAAGACAUUCAGUGACAGUGAAUAUUGCAGAUACACGCAUCAUUCUGCGGAAUCAUCUGUCAGCCGCGAAGCUAAGAAGCGACUCUCUGAAAGAUGGAUAACAACUCACAAAUAUCAAGAUUUGGAAAUGGUUAGCAAGGGCAGUACACUAGGCGAAAUGCUGUCAUUACCAGAUAGGGAAACGAGGCCACGCCAUUUCAGUGGUAAGACACAUUUAGACAGGUCGAGCAAUCAACUUUCUCGCAAUAAUGGAGCUGCAACGAGGAACGGUCCUAUAGGCAUCAGUAGUAGGGAUGGGUGGAAGGAUAAUGUAAGCAGGCAUGUAUCCGGAUCUCGAUCGCUUUCUUCGUAUACAAAUGGGAGAAGUACUUGGAAAAGCUCUUGUCAUGAUGAUUUGCCCGAAGAUUCUUCACCAAUGCACAUUCGAAAUAAAGUUGCAAACGGUAAUUUAAGGCAUAAAGGUGAUUCAUCACAAGAUUCAAAAUCAAGAAGCAGAAAGGUUAGCCAUCAUCAACUUAAGUUCGCUGCCAGGAUGGAUUCUUCUCCAGAAACCAAUUUCGAGAUGCAAAUGGAGGCCAAAUCGAAUUACCCAGCCGAACAACAAUCCAUGGUUGAUGCAGUGACAAUAGCUGAACCUGGAAGCCCUACCAUGUCUUGGAAAUCUUCUGAGUUGCUCCCGACACCAUCGCCUUCAGCUGUAGAUGGCGGUAAACCUGCUAUUCAUGACCUCGACGAAUCCAAGCUCCAGGAACAAAAGCAGGAACCCGCCAAGCAUAGAGCUGAGCCGGAUUCCUCGGAAAGCUCCAAGGAAGCUGAUCAUCCGAGUCCCAUCUCAGUCCUCGAGGUUCCUUUCGCCGAAGAAACCUCAACUUCUGAAAGUUUUGAGAGAGUGAGCGCUGAACUUCAUGAGCUCCGGCUGCAACUGAAGCUUCUAAAGAUGGAGUCCGGCGCAUAUCCCACCGAGUCGUCGCUCGGCCCCGCCGAGGACAACGCCGCACAAUUAUCUCCAAGUGUUUCAGAAGGAAACCAUGCAGGAUCGAUAACAUGGGAAACUUCUUACAUUAUCGACAUUCUCGUCGAAUCUGGUCUCGAAGAGUCCGAUUUCGACAUAUUCAGGACAAGAUGGCACGCCCCCGACACCCCUCUUGACCCGAGUUUAUUCGACCAUCUCGAGAAGAAACACGGAAACGGGACAAACGAGUCGAGAUCCGAAAGAAGGUUCCUCUUCAACCUACUAAACACCGCAAUCUUGGAGAUCUUCCACGACCACGUUGACAUGCACCCGUGGGUAACGCAGAAACUCGGGGAACGAAACUUGAAAAGCAAGCAAGGAAUCCGAGACGCCCUCGACAAGUUAAUCAAGCAAGAGUUUGUCGACGGGGAUCAGAUGCUGCUGGUCGGAACGCUCGACAAGGAAAUGCGGUGGUCGGGUGCCCGAAGAGAAAUCGACGUGAUAGGUACCGAGCUCGAGGAAUUGCUAAUAGAUGACCUGGUAAUCGAGCUUCUUCUUCUUCUUCGAUCGUAAAAAAAAUAUGAAAAAGAAAAGUUGCGAAGUUUCCGGCGUAGGUAAACGUUAGGCGAACAGCGAGGACGACGAAACACAUAGCGGCGGCGGUGGGGAUCGAUCCCGGAAUAAAUUUGACGGCUUAUCGGCAAACAGGUUAGCCAUGUCUCGCCUCUUUGGCUUUGAUAGUUAACAAGCAAUCCUCUAUGGUAGAAUUUUAGCAGCAUUGAUCGAUGUUUUCUUAUCUGCAUAGGAGAAUUGGUAGGAGGAAUAUGAUAGACUGUUACAUAUAUAUAUAUAUAUAUAUUUGCUCGUAUAAAUAAGAAAAUCAUAUAAUGUCAUAUUGUAUUAUCAAUCAUGUUUUCGUUUAGUGCUAUAUAGAGGUGUUAAAUGAUUUGGGUAGCUCGGGAGUCAAGCUCCAUUUGACUUGAUUUGUUUAUAGAGAAAUAUAUAAACCAAGCUCGAACGGAGCUUGCUGAUAAUAUGUUUAUAUUAUUUUAUAUAUUAUAAUAUAUAUAACU